Erinaceus europaeus (western European hedgehog) is the source of this 2158-nucleotide messenger RNA. RefSeq names its product F-box only protein 27. The record is from RefSeq and is a predicted model, not a curated record. Gene Ontology annotation, cellular component: cytoplasm; SCF ubiquitin ligase complex. Gene Ontology annotation, biological process: glycoprotein catabolic process; SCF-dependent proteasomal ubiquitin-dependent protein catabolic process. Gene Ontology annotation, molecular function: protein binding; ubiquitin protein ligase activity. NCBI's taxonomy places the organism in Eukaryota, Metazoa, Chordata, Mammalia, Eulipotyphla, Erinaceidae. The transcript is spliced from 6 exons. Bases 165 to 1016 code for a protein of 283 amino acids.
AGCUGGUGGGCUGUAAGAUAGGGAAUAACUCUGGGUCUGUUUAGAUUGUUUUGAUCUCCUCUCCCCGCACCACCACCACCCAGCACUGCUCAACUCUGGUUUAUGGCGGUGCACGGGAUUGAACCUGGGACUUUGGCACCUCAGGCGGCGUGUGGCCCGGGACCAUGGGCGCCUCGAUCUCCAGGCGGGUCCCCGGGACCGCUACGCAGCAGCCCGAAGCCGAGCGGGCGCUGGACCUGAGCCGCCUGCCGCCGGAGCUGCUGCUGCUGGUGCUGAGCCACGUGCCCCCGCGCGUGCUGCUGGGCCGCUGCCGCCGAGUGUGCCGGGGCUGGCGCGCGCUGGUGGACGGCCAGGCCCUCUGGCUGCUCAUCCUCGCCCGCGACCACCCCGCCCUGCUGCCGGUCGCCCGCGGCUGCCUGCCGCCAGGGGUCGUCGGACCCAAGUACCUGGCCCGCUUCUGCGUGCUCAGACCCAUGGCUCGCAACCUGAUCCGCAACCCCUGCGGACAGGAUGGCCUCCAGAAAUGGAUGGUGCGGCAUGGUGGUGACGGCUGGUUGGUAGAGCCAAACCUGACCCCUGUGCCUGGGGCCCCUUCGCAGACCUGCUUUGCUUCUUCUUUCAGGUGGUGUAGCAAGAAGCAGGUCUUGGACCUGGUGGAGGAGGGUUUUUGGCCAGAACUGUUGAGUAGUGGCAAGAUUGAGAUUGUUGUUUCUGACUGGUGGGGAGCCCGACACGACUGUGGCUGUAGAUACCGGCUCCUUGUCCAACUGCUGGAUGCCAGCCAUAUGACACUGGAUGAAUUCUCUGCAGAGCCCGAGCCCAUCGAGCAGUGGAACAACUGUGCUUCUCACCACGUCACCCAUGUGUUCUCCAACAUCCAGAAGGGGCUCCGCUUCGUGUCUUUCCAACACUGGGGGCAGGACACUAAGUUCUGGGCUGGCCACUACGGAGCCCGUGUGACCAACUCCAGUGUGAUUGUGCGGGUCUGUUCAUCCACCCCCACUGACGACUGUUAAUCCAAAACAAUGUGACUGUGCCUUGCAGAAGAUGGGACCCUUGCACUUGACCAGGCCUGUUCCUUAACCAAUGACCUGCAACCCCCUUGGAAUCCUGGGAACUUCUGUGUCCAGUCCAGGCUCCUGUUGAGCCCUGUCUUCAGGUUGAAGAAACUUCUACAAGGAAGUUGGUUCAGCAGAUCUAUCUCCUGCUGCUGCUUUGGGGCAACCCUUUUUUUUUUUUUUAAUGGGAGAAGACCCAUGAGUAUCUGAGACACUGAUCUCAGAGAGGGCUCUUAGCCCUGCCCCUCUACCUCACCCUUACCAGCCCCCAGUUCUCUCCCUGUGCCUGCCCCUACUCUGGUUUAGUAUUUCUCCCCUCCUCUCUGACCUUGUCACCUCCUGUUUCUGCUUCAGGGAAUUUAUGGGCCUCUUCAGGGAAGCCCCCCCCCCCCUUAUAUUUAUUUAUUUUACCAGAGCACUGCUCAGCUCUGGUUUACGGUUGUGCAGGAGAUUAAACCUGGGACUUUAGAACCUAAGGCAUGAAAGUCUCUUUGCAUAACUAUUAUGCUACCUACCCCUGCCCAGGAAGUCCUCUCUUCACCUCAUAACUAGUCACACUCUUAUUACUGACAGAGCUUUAGCCAUCUUGUGUGGUCAGUGUACCACCUGAGACUUUCAAGGCUGAGAUCAGUUCUCACAAAUGAAAGUCAAGUAGAAGAGGAAGAAGAAGGAAGAGAAGGAGAAAGCAGAGGAGGAGGAAGAGGAAGAAGAGGAGGAGGAGGAAAGAAAAAACACCUGAAGAGACUGGUUGAGUACACACACAUUACCAUGCACAGGGAACCAGGUUCAAGCUCCUGGUCUGCACUUGCAAGGGGGGGAAGCUUCAUCAGCAGUGAAGCAGGUCUGUAGGUGUCUCUCUGUCUCCCUUUGCCCUCUCAAUUUCUCUCUAUUUCUAUCCAAAAUAAAUAUUUUUUUAAAAAAUGCCUGGAGAUGGGAAGUCCUGCCCACUCUAGACUUCUCUGAAAAUUAAGAUGACUCCAUUGAGGCACCUGAUCUUUGAAAUUGUUACGUAGUUUUGUUUUGUUUUUUUUACACUUCCUUCUGAAAUUGAAAGAAGACUAUAUUUGCCAAUUACAUGGAAUAAAUGUAUUAUUUUGCCA